Molecule: messenger RNA, 720 nt
Organism: Microthlaspi erraticum
Lineage: Eukaryota; Viridiplantae; Streptophyta; Magnoliopsida; Brassicales; Brassicaceae
Source: the annotation of a GenBank genome assembly
AUGGCAUUUCCCACUAUAUCACAACUCUUCUUCUUCUUCUUAACACUACUUCUUUUCUUCACCCAAAUCAAUGCAAGAGACAGCUACUCCUUUGGCAAGUUCCAGAGAGAAAACCCCAAAGACCAAAACCGUAACAAUCUUGUCCCUGUCCAAACCAACGAGAAGAACGAGCAAGACGACCAGAACCCUACCUUUCUCCCCGAGUCCGGAUACGGGUACGGCUUGUACGGACACGAGACAACCUACAACAACAAUGAAGAGUUGAACAAUAAAAAGUACGAGGAGAACGUUAACUACGGUGACUCUUUCUCCACCCCAAGCCUAAGCCAAACGCAAGAACCUUACAAGAACUACGAAGAGAACUACCCUAAGACGACAGAGAGUUACGACGACAGCAGCAAGGACACGAGUUACUACGAAAACUCCAAUGGUUACGGGACGGAGAAGAGAGAGAAAGAGACCUACGACAAGAGCUAUAGCAACAACGUAGAGAGACAAGGGAUGAGCGAUACGAGGUUCAUGGCCAACGGUAAUUACUACUUUGACCUUGACGACGACAGAAACCACGGCCGUUUCUACCAGAAUCAUCAUUACAACUAUAACCCCACGGGCUACAAUGAGAAGGACUCUAGCUUCAAGAAUCAGUACAGUUCCAAGAACAUGAUGAACCAACAGUCCAAGAUGUCUGGGGAAGAGCAAGGAGAUCAGUUUACUCCUUAA